Messenger RNA from Medioppia subpectinata, 788 nucleotides. The record is from the annotation of a GenBank genome assembly. Lineage: Eukaryota; Metazoa; Arthropoda; Arachnida; Sarcoptiformes; Oppiidae.
AUCGAGUGUUGGAUCACAUGAUCACUGAUUGAGUGCUAAACACAUCGAAGACAGUCUCGAAGAGAGCGGCGAAGACACGAGACAUGGGUUUCGAAAUCAACUGUUUUGUGAGUCCAUCGCUCGUUAACGAAGACCUCAUUUGCAAUAUCUGUGGAGGAGUUCUGGAGGACGGCCUCUGGUCUCCAGAAUGCGAGCACUCCUUCUGCAAAGUUUGUAUCCAUAAAUGGCUGCAAAGAAGUACUGUCUGUCCGAAUGACAGACAAUACCUGAAUCUAACACUUCUUAAGCCGAUCCCAAGAUUUAUGCGAAAUAUUUUGGAUAAACUGGAAAUGAAGUGCAAAUUCAUUGGCAACGGAUGUCUUCAAGUGAUUCCUUUGGAGUCUCUGCGACAACACAUUCCUGUCUGCGAUUUCAAUCCCGACAAACAGAUUGAUUGUGUGUCCGGAUGUGGUCUCACGCUUAAGAAGCGAGAGCUCGAGAGCCAUAACUGUGUGAAGGCUUUGCGCCAAAGAGUCGACACUUUGGUCGAAGAAAACAUGAAAUACGAGCGAAGCGUCACUUCUGUUAGAUUUGAAUUGAAUUCUUUGCGCAACGAAAACAAGAAAACCAAUGAAUUGGUUAAUAGUCUUCAAAACGAUGUCAAAAGACUGUUAGCCGACCGACAGAUGUCUGUAUCCACGGAUAGCAACGCCUCAGCCGUUCCGCAGAGCUCUUUGGGCGUGAAGUCGGAGAAAAACAGUCGAAUGGUUCCCAACCCUUACGUUCUCAUAACACCACUUCAGUCAUCG